This is a messenger RNA of Notodromas monacha, 762 nucleotides long. The record is from the annotation of a GenBank genome assembly. NCBI's taxonomy places the organism in Eukaryota, Metazoa, Arthropoda, Ostracoda, Podocopida, Cyprididae.
AUGAGUCUCAUGAGUGAGAGACACAUGAUUCGUAAUGGUGUUGUCCCUGGGAUGCACCAGUUGGCGGAACCAGUUUCAAACAAAAAUCUUCCUCCAUUGAUGAAUGGCGAAGUCAAUGGAGAUGAACCAGAGGAUCCAGAAGACGGCACAAUCGACAUCGUCCCCCGCAACAUAGUUUGCAAUUUCAAAGUUGGGUGUCAUUUGGACUUGAAGAUGAUCGCGUUGAAAGGGUGCAACGUCCAGUACCGCUCUGCCACCAAUGUUGUUCUUAUGAAGCUUCGUCGCCCGAUGUGUACGGCUCAUAUCUGGUCUUCCGGAAGAGUAACGUGCACCGGGUCGAAAACUGAACCGGACGCAAAACGCGCUGCGCGGAAAGUAGCGCGGUUUCUUCAGAAACUUAAAUUUCCUGUCAAGCUUCGGCACUACCGUAUCGUCAACAUCCUCGCCACGUGUUCGUUCCCAUUUGGUGUGAAACUAGAGCAUGUCGUUGGCUUGGAUCGCAAAAACUCUUCCUAUGAACCCGAAUUGCAUCCUGGCCUCACGUAUAAAGUGUCAGAUCUCAGUGCUGUGUUGAAAAUUUUCAGUACCGGUAGCGUCACCAUCACGGCCCCGAGCUUACGGAAUGUUCAGAUGGCUGUGGAACACGUAUAUCCCCUAUGUUCCCAGUGUCGUAAGGUGAAGGAGUCAUCAGGACGCAAAGAGGAGCUUGAGAUUGAAGAGGAGGAUUGGAACCUUGACUCCAAUCCUGCUGCCGCCUUUUGA